GAAUCUGGUUACGUGUUCAUCUCACUCUUUCCUUUUCACUUUUCAUUAUUUUUCUUCACUUUCACAUUUUUUCAUUCCUCAUUAAAUUAUCUCUUAUCUUCUUUCCCAUCAUCUUUCACUUCUCUUCUUCAUAAUCAUAACCCCAAAAAAAUAAGGUUUUGAGGAUGGGUUCUCUGCAAGGACCAGUUGUGUGUCCCUCUGUUCAUCCUAAAGUUGGAGGCUUUUGCAGCCUUUCUAUGAUUGGGCCAAUGAAUGUAAGAUGUGUUAGAACUGAGUUUUGGGGACUCAAGGAAUUUAAGAAGGGUUUUCUUUCUUGUCACGUGAAAAUACGGAAGAGCGAGACUAAAGUGUGUUGUAGUUUAGAUUCGUCGUCGAAUGGUGGCGGAAGUAUGGCUGAUAGUUUCGAUGAAAAUGAUGAAGAUUAUGUUAAUUCAAGUGUGAUUGAAGCUGUUGAGGUGAAGAGUGGAGCAGAUGGUUUCAUAAUCAAAAUGAGGAAUGGAAAACACUUGAGAUGUGUGCAUAACAAUCCUCAGGGAAGUCAUCUUCCAGAUUAUUCACCACACCCUGCUAUUGUUUUGAAGAUGGAAGACGGGACUGGUCUACUUCUCCCUAUAAUUGUUUUGGAGAUGCCAAGCGUCUUACUAAUGGCGGCAAUUCGCAAUGUUCCAAUCGCUAGGCCUACUUUAUACCAAGCAGUAAUGGAGAUGAUUGACAAAAUGGGUUACCAAGUUAGACUUGUCAGAGUGACUAGGAGAGUUGAUGAGGCAUAUUUUGCACAGUUGUAUCUUACUAAGAUUGGAAAUGAGGCAGAAUGUAGGAGUUUUGAUCUUCGACCUUCAGAUGCUAUCAAUAUCGCAGUUAGAUGCAAGGUGCCAAUACAAGUCAAUAAGUGCUUGGUGUACAGUGAUGGAAUGAAAGUAAUUGAAUCAGGCAAACUGUCAAUACAGAUACCUAGUUUUGAUGGACGGUUACUAACUGAAAUGGACAAGCCAAAUGGUCAGCCUUGUGCUGAAACCGACGAAUUCAAUCUUUUGAACAACAUGAUGAAAGCUGUUGUUGAAGAGCGCUACGAUGAUGCUGCAUCGUGGAGGGACAAACUUAAUCAACACAGGGCUGGUAAAAACAUCAAGAAAAGGUCCUGAAAUUAUAAACUCUACACAAUCAUAUAUUCUGGAUAUAAAUGAUAGCAGUGUCGUCUCUCUGUUCCUCGUCCUAUAUAUAUGCCGGCAUUCUCUGUGAAUAUCUGUAUAUAAUUGAACAUUAAUGUUGUUAAUGCACCGUGUGGAAAUAUAAAUAUCCAAUGCUUGUUUAGUCCUAAAAAAACUGUUUAUAUGUAAUUACUUUAAACUUUGGGAUACUGCUGUAAAUAAUGACUUUGUUC
Messenger RNA from Vicia villosa (hairy vetch), 1381 nucleotides. Its product is annotated as bifunctional nuclease 1-like. Gene Ontology annotation, cellular component: VCB complex; nucleus. Gene Ontology annotation, biological process: protein ubiquitination. The transcript has 11 exons. The record is from RefSeq and is a predicted model, not a curated record. Lineage: Eukaryota; Viridiplantae; Streptophyta; Magnoliopsida; Fabales; Fabaceae. Bases 165 to 1142 code for a protein of 325 amino acids. Gene Ontology annotation, molecular function: nuclease activity.